This is a messenger RNA of Lotus japonicus, 816 nucleotides long. RefSeq names its product DNA polymerase II subunit B4. The record is from RefSeq and is a predicted model, not a curated record. Gene Ontology annotation, cellular component: epsilon DNA polymerase complex; CHRAC. NCBI's taxonomy places the organism in Eukaryota, Viridiplantae, Streptophyta, Magnoliopsida, Fabales, Fabaceae. The transcript is spliced from 3 exons. Bases 123 to 698 code for a protein of 191 amino acids. Gene Ontology annotation, molecular function: protein heterodimerization activity; chromatin DNA binding. Gene Ontology annotation, biological process: heterochromatin formation; DNA damage response; leading strand elongation.
AAGCAAGCACUGUGAAACUGCAGUGAUGAAAUAAUGGCGGGAAAAUAGUCUUACUACAUAACAAGAAGAUCCCUAACCCUAAUUUCAAUCCCAAUUCAAUCGAAAUCGAAGCAGAGAAGAGAAUGGCAGAGCCUGAUGAUCUGCCCAAGACUAUCGUGCGCCGCGUGGUGAAGGAUAAGCUCUCCCGUUGCUCCGAAGACGGUGACAUCUCCAUCCACAAAGACGCUCUUCUCGCAUUCUCUGAAAGCGCCAAAAUCUUCAUCCACUACAUUUCCGCAACGGCUAAUGACAUAUGUAAGGAGUCAAGGAGGCAGAUUAUCAAUGCUGAGGAUGUUUUCAAAGCUCUUGAAGAAACCGAGUUCGCUGAGUUUAUUCGCCCUCUAAGAGCUUCUCUUGAAGAGUUUAGGAAGAAGAAUGCUGGGAAGAAAGCUGCAGCGUCAAAGUACAAAGAAAGUGAGGCAAAAAAGAAAAGGAAGUUGGAAGGCGAGUCAUCCAAUAAAGGUGAGGCAUCUGGUAAAGGUGAGGCUGAGGAUGAGGCAUCCGAUAAGGGCGAUGCUGAGGACGAGGUAUCCGAUAAAGGCGAUUCUGAGGACGAGGCAUCCGAUAAAGGUGAGGCUGAGGACGAGGCAUCCGAUAAGGGCGAGGCUGAGGACAGCGAAAUAAAUGAAAGGGAUGAAGGCUGUAGUAGUGAUGAUUGAGUCAAGGGGUUAUAAUUGAUGUUGUUAUUUGGAUAAUGUGCUUGACUCCUUGUCACUUGGAUGCUGUGGACAUCUCUCAUCAGUAUUGAUAAAUGCAAUACAUAUAGCUUUCAGCCAA